Messenger RNA from Anopheles darlingi, 600 nucleotides. RefSeq names its product trypsin delta-like. Gene Ontology annotation, molecular function: serine-type endopeptidase activity. NCBI's taxonomy places the organism in Eukaryota, Metazoa, Arthropoda, Insecta, Diptera, Culicidae. Gene Ontology annotation, biological process: proteolysis. The record is from RefSeq and is a predicted model, not a curated record. The coding region runs from base 1 to 600 and encodes 199 amino acids. The transcript has 2 exons.
AUGAAGCAAGUGCUGAGCCUGCUGGUAGUCAUAGUUGUACUAUGCACUCACGCAUCGUAUGCAACCAAUGCAAAAGAAUAUACAGGAGAUGAAAGAAGUAUCAUUGGUGGCAAAGAUGCGUUCAUCAGUAGUUACCCGUUUGCGCUGCUGAUGUUUGUCAAUGGAUUUACAGCUUGCAGUGCGUCGGUGAUUGGGGAGUUCUAUGCACUGACAGCAGCGCAUUGCUUGGUGCAUGGUGACGACCCGCCCCAGACCUAUCAGGUUACAUUCCUUGGAGGCACUUCGAGUAUAGGCUCUAAUGGAACCAUAUUUAACGCCAGUUACUAUGUAAUCCAUGAUGAGUACAACGAAUGCACAACUGACAACGAUGUAGCUGUUGUUCGGGUAACGACUUCGUUCUUCACGAAUCCGGCCAUUAAAGCCAUAACGCUACAGGAUAAUGAACCUGCGGCAUCAACAUCGUGCUAUGCUGUGGGUUGGGGUCUUCUUACGACUCCACCGAAUUUCAUCCAUGCGAAUAAUCUGCAGAUUGCUAACUACACACUACAGGCAUCACAGACCUGCAGCAGCUUAUUGGGAGAAAGAAUAACUGAACAGUAA